GACCCCUGAUCCGCGAUGCAUGCUGGGAACUGUAGUCCUCGGCUUUCGCGCCACGCUGGGCGCGAGCGGGGCGGGGUGAAAAAAAGAACUACAAGUCCCGAGGAGCCGGGCGCUCCGGCGGUGGGAGCGGUAGUGCUGCGGGGCCGCGACGAGCGCUCUGAGCCGGGGAUCGGCGCUUGUCCGCGGGCCGCCAUGGAUCUCUUCGGGGAUCUGCGGCGCAUGAACAAGCGGCAGCUGUAUUACCAGGUCCUAAAUUUUGCGAUGAUCGUCUCCUCUGCCCUUAUGAUAUGGAAAGGGCUCAUCGUCAUCACUGGCAGCGAGAGCCCCAUCGUUGUGGUGCUCAGUGGCAGCAUGGAGCCAGCUUUUCACAGGGGAGACCUCUUGUUCUUAACAAAUUUCCACGAUGACCCAAUCAGAGCUGGUGAAAUAGUUGUGUUUAAGGUUGAAGGCCGAGACAUUCCGAUCGUUCACAGAGUAAUCAAAAUUCAUGAAAAAGAAAAUGGGAACAUCAAAUUUCUGACCAAAGGUGAUAACAAUGAAGUCGAUGAUAGAGGCUUGUACAAAGAAGGGCAGAACUGGUUAGAGAAGAAAGACGUUGUUGGAAGAGCAAGGGGAUUUUUGCCUUAUGUUGGUAUGGUAACUAUAAUAAUGAAUGACUAUCCGAAAUUUAAGUAUGCUCUUCUGGCAGUAAUGGGAGCUUAUGUACUUCUGAAACGGGAAUCCUGAGGCACAAAAAAAAGUCAGCUUUCCAAGAACAACGUAUAAAGCUAAAUAUAUGGGGAUAAAAAAAGCGUAAUAUAUUUCAGAUGUUUUAACUUCUGUCUACAGUUCCAAAGCUGUGCAAACUUUUGUCUUGUCUAAAUAAAGGGUGUUAUUGAUGACUGAA
This is a messenger RNA of Phasianus colchicus (ring-necked pheasant), 886 nucleotides long. RefSeq names its product SEC11 homolog C, signal peptidase complex subunit (gene SEC11C). The record is from RefSeq and is a predicted model, not a curated record. Gene Ontology annotation, molecular function: serine-type endopeptidase activity. NCBI's taxonomy places the organism in Eukaryota, Metazoa, Chordata, Aves, Galliformes, Phasianidae. Gene Ontology annotation, cellular component: membrane; signal peptidase complex.